Molecule: messenger RNA, 1138 nt
Organism: Dromiciops gliroides (monito del monte)
Lineage: Eukaryota; Metazoa; Chordata; Mammalia; Microbiotheria; Microbiotheriidae
Gene: C1QTNF6
Product: C1q and TNF related 6
Exons: 3
Coding region: 55-840 (261 amino acids)
Molecular function (GO): protein binding
Source: RefSeq, a predicted model, not a curated record
AGUCAGAGGCAACCAGCAGCCCUGGGCCUGACUGAGCUGCUCAGCCUGACCUUCAUGGUCGCCAUGGCGACAGCCUCCCUGACCCCCCGAUGGGUUGCCCUCUUGAUCCCACUUUUGGUGCUUGGGGCACCCACUGAGGAACCUGUACCUGAGACACCUUCCCCAGCCCCAGGGGGCUGCCAGCGAUGCUGCCAAGGAUCAGAGACCCUAGACCCUUCUGGGGCCAUUCCAUCUGCUGUCCCCUAUGUGCUGCCAGAGGUGAGACCCUACAUCAACAUUACCAUCCUGAAGGGAGAUAAGGGAGACCGAGGUCCCCUGGGAAUGCCAGGGAAGAUGGGCAAGGAGGGCUCCCGAGGAGAGCGAGGCCCUCAGGGUCCCAAGGGGGCCAAAGGCCAGGCAGGCAGCCCAGGGGAACCGUGCAAGGCGCAGUACUCGGCUUUCUCUGUGGGCCGCAAGAAGGCCCUGCACAGCACCGAGGACUAUCAGCCCCUGCUCUUUGACACUGUCUUCGUGAACCUGGACAGCAGAUUCGACAUGUUCUCCGGCCAUUUCUCGGCCCCUGUGGCUGGCAUCUACUACUUCAGCCUCAAUGUCCACACCUGGAACUUCAAGGAGACCUACCUGCACCUGAUGCGCAAUGAGGAGCCCACCGUCAUCCUGUAUGCCCAGCCCAGUGACCGCAGCAUCAUGCAGAGUCAGAGCGUCCUGCUGGAGAUGGCCUCAGGUGACCGGGCCUGGGUGCGGCUCUACAAGCACCAGCGAGAGAAUGCCAUAUACAGCGAUGAUGUGGACACCUACAUCACCUUCAGCGGCCACCUCAUCAAGCCAGGGGAUGAGUGACCCCCUCCCCCCUGCCCCCUCCCCUUUGCCCCCCAGCUUCUCCCCCACCCUGAUCUUUGCCCCCCCCACUUCCCCACCCCAACUCUUCUCCCAUAUCCCUCAUGUCUUCAUCUAUGCAUUGGAAACAGGGACUCAGAACAUAUCGGUGCUCUCCCCAGGCCCUCCACUAACUAGAUAUUUCACUUGAGAAAAUCAUCUUCCCUCUCUGGGUCUCAGUUUACUCACCUGUAAGUUGAGGGCUAGACUAAAGAAUCUCUAAGGUGCUUUCUUUCCAUUUCUAAAAUUCUGUGAUACAGUC